This is a messenger RNA of Gymnodraco acuticeps, 1135 nucleotides long. RefSeq names its product protein phosphatase 1 regulatory subunit 12B. The coding region runs from base 1 to 1017 and encodes 338 amino acids. The record is from RefSeq and is a predicted model, not a curated record. Gene Ontology annotation, cellular component: cytoplasm; A band; Z disc. The transcript is spliced from 11 exons. Gene Ontology annotation, molecular function: enzyme inhibitor activity; protein kinase binding; phosphatase regulator activity. Lineage: Eukaryota; Metazoa; Chordata; Actinopteri; Perciformes; Bathydraconidae.
AUGCAAGCAUUUGUUCCAAGGUCAUACCUGACCCCGGUGAGGGAUGAAGAAGCAGAGUCUCAGAGGAAAGCGAAGUCUCGUCAUGCCAGACAGACCCGGAGGUCAACACAGGGCGUGACUCUGACAGACCUUAAAGAGGCUCAGAAGACCACCGGAGCGUCUCCAGCUGAGAGACAGACAGAGGAAGGGAUCUGUCUGAGGAAAGGCUCUUCCGAUGACAGGAGGGUCAGAAUCAGCCCGACAGAAUCCACAGGGACAGAGAUCAGCACGAAAUGGAGCAAAAUGGACGAUCAGGGAAACAUUGAACCCAGGUUAGAAGCCGUCGCUGAGUCUCCAGUACCAAACCUUCCAUACUCGUCUGUUGCUGGAUCCUGUGGCCUGCUCAGCAACACCUCAUUCAGAGCGGGUGAGAGGAUGUGGAGAGAUGAAAAUCAGAACCCUGUUGAAACGGCAGCAGAGAUGACCUUUGCUGCAACGCUGCAACAGAAACGACAUUUCUGUGAGCGUUCAGAAUACAACACUGCAGAGCAUGAACGACUGUCACGAUACGACUCCAGUGGGGAGAGUGUAACAGACAAACCAUUGGGCCGAACCAGCUCUUACACUCGGAGAGAGACGAGGCUGGCUGCUCUGAACAGAGCAGAGCAAGACCCCACUACCAAAGACUAUAAGAAGAUGUAUGCAGAGGCAUUGCAUGAGAAUGAUAAACUCAAGUCCAGGUUGCAGGACAGCAAACAGGAACUGGUGAAGAUACGUUCCCAGCUGGACAAAGUCACUCAGAGGCACGACAGAAUAUCAGAGAGAUCUACAGCGGUCGAAUCUGAGAAAAGGGAAAAACAAGCUCUUGAGAAAAGAGUGUCAAACAUGGAGGAUGAGAUAAAGGCGUUCCCUCCUCUGGCUCAGGCCAAGACCCUGCGGAGGGUGAACGAGUGUCUCCUGGCUGAGAAUAAAGCAAUGCUGCGCGUCCUCGCCCGCCUCUCUGAGACGGCCUCCAUGCCGGAGACAGAGGACCUCUGAUCCCCUGACAUCAUCCUUUCUCCCCCUCCUCUCCCUUCUCAGCCACAUAACGUCUACACUCCCCUCUCCUUCUGGUGCCUCUACAGCCCCUUCUCGUCCUCUGCUGUGUUCCUCUCAG